Rhea pennata is the source of this 1081-nucleotide messenger RNA. It is a transcript of the gene MRPS22, whose product is annotated as mitochondrial ribosomal protein S22. Lineage: Eukaryota; Metazoa; Chordata; Aves; Rheiformes; Rheidae. The record is from RefSeq and is a predicted model, not a curated record. Gene Ontology annotation, cellular component: mitochondrial small ribosomal subunit. Gene Ontology annotation, molecular function: structural constituent of ribosome. The transcript is spliced from 8 exons. Bases 110 to 946 code for a protein of 278 amino acids.
CGCGGCGCCGGCGCUGUGGGGGCGGCGCGCGCGGGGCCGGGACGCGGCGGCCGACGGGGAUACCAAGCCCGCCUUUACCGAUGAAGCAGUUCAGAAUCUGCUCUACAAAAUGACAGGGCUGAACUUGCAGAAGGUCUUCAGACCGGUUAAAACGGAGCUGAAACCGCCCAAGUACAAGCUAAUGACAGAAGCUCAGCUAGAGGAGGCCACAAGAAAAGCUAUUGAGGAAGCUAAAGAAAAACUAAGAAUGCCUCCUGUUUUGAAUGAACGAGAGCCAAUUGAUGAUGUAUUGGCAGAAGACAAAAUCCUUGAAGGAACUGAAACUUCAAAAUAUGUGUUUACUGAUUUAACUUACUCCAUUCCACAUCGUGAGCGUUUCAUUGUAGUUAGAGAACCAAGUGGUGUAUUACGCAAAGCAUCCUGGGAAGAACGAGACAGAAUGAUACAGAUAUUCUUCCCAAAAGAAGGGCGCAGAGUCAUUCCCCCGGUCAUAUUCAAGGAUGAACACCUUGUGACUGUGUUUCAGCAAGACCGUCAUGAGGAUAUCCUUAACAUGUGCAUUGCACAGUUUGAGCCAGAUUCACCUGACUAUAUCAGAGUUCAUCAUCGGACAUAUGAUGACAUUGAGAAACAUGCUAAAUAUGAUCUGCUCCGUUCAACAAGACACUUUGGAGGAAUGGUGUGGUAUCUAGUAAACAGAAAGAAAACGGAUGGCUUACUAAUAGAUAUGCUCCACAGAGACUUGCUGGAAGAUGCUACAAGUUUAAUCACACUGUAUCAUAUGCUUCAUCCCGAAUGUCAAUCAGCAAAAGAAGCUAAAGGAGGAAAACUUCAGGGAGUGGACCUGAUCAAGGUAUUUGUGAAAACUGAAUCACAGAAAGAAGGCUAUAUACAACUGGCCCUUCAGGCUUAUCAAGAAGCAAUGGCUACUUCUACAGCUUCGUGAAAUAUAUUUUUAAGUCUUACACCUGUUUGUAAGCAUUCUCUGUACAGGAUUCUAAAACAAGAACUUGACAGUUGAGUGUUCUGGAAAAAAUUGUACAAGAAUAAAAAAAUAACUUUUAUUUUUUAAAAUACUGUA